GCUAUGACAUCUCGCAGGUGGUUCCACCCCAACAUCACCGGAAUCGAGGCAGAGCAGCUCCUGUUGACCCGGGGAGUCCACGGCAGUUUCUUGGCCCGACCGAGCAAAAGCAAUCCUGGGGAUUUUACCCUCUCCGUCAGACGUAACAAUGAGGUGACCCACAUUAAAAUCCAGAACUCUGGAGACUACUAUGACCUGUACGGAGGUGAGAAGUUCGCCACGCUAGCCGAGCUGGUGCAGUAUUACACCGAACAACAGGAUCUCCUGCGUGAGAGGAACGGCCAUGUCAUCGAGCUCAAGUAUCCGCUCAACUGCAAAGACCCAACCUCCGAGAGGUGGUACCACGGGCAUCUCUCAGGAAAAGACGCAGAAAAACUGUUGACAGAAAAAGGCAAAGCUGGCAGCUUUCUGGUACGGGAGAGCCAGAGUCAACCGGGAGACUUCGUCCUCUCGGUUCUUACGAAUGAAGAAAAACAUGACAGUGCGGACCGCAAGACCAAGGUCACCCACGUUAUGAUUCGCUGCCAGAAGGAUGGCAAGUAUGAUGUGGGCGGUGGUGAGCGGUUUGACACCCUGGCUGACCUGGUGGACCACUACAAGAAGAACCCCAUGGUGGAGAAAAGUGGCAUCGUAGUGCACCUCAAACAGCCUUUUAACGCCACGAGGAUAAAUGCUGCCAACAUUGAAAACCGAGUACGAGAACUCAACAAAGUCGCAGACAACUCUGAGAAGCCCAAACAAGGAUUCUGGGAAGAAUUUGAGGUACUUCAACAGCAAGAGUGCAAACUGUUGUAUCCCAGGAAAGAAGGCCAGAAGCCAGAAAACAAGAGUAAAAACAGAUACAAGAAUAUCCUCCCCUUUGACACAACGCGAGUUGUAAUCAAAGAAACCGAUCCAGAAGCUCCUGGUUCAGAUUACAUCAACGCCAACUAUAUCAUAAGUACGCAUGAAGAUGGACGGCACGUAGAGGAGAGCAAAGUGUUCAUCGCCACCCAAGGGUGCCUACAGAACACGGUGGCAGACUUCUGGAAGAUGGUGUAUCAGGAGAACGCACACGUCAUCGUCAUGACCACAAAGGAGAUGGAGCGAGGAAGGAAUAAAUGUGUUCGUUACUGGCCAGACCUCCACUCCACUAAAGAGUUUGAAAAGUUGCUGGUGAGGAAUGUGGAAGAGCGCCCUGCUCAGGACUACAUCCUGAGGAAGCUGGAGGUCACACGUCUGGACCGGAGAGAGCCUCUGAGGUACAUCUGGCACUAUCAGUACCUGAGCUGGCCGGACCACGGGGUGCCUAAUGAGCCCGGUGGGGUCCUCUGGUUCCUGGAGGAGGUCAACCGCACACAGAGCACCAUUAAAGAUACCGGACCCAUUGUUGUGCACUGCAGUGCAGGCAUCGGCAGAACCGGUACCAUCAUCGUCAUCGACAUUCUCAUCGACGUCAUCAGCAGACAAGGUCUGGACUGUGACAUCGACAUCCCAAAGACCAUCCAGAUGGUACGGCAGCAGAGAUCGGGCAUGGUCCAAACAGAGGCCCAGUAUAAGUUCAUCUACAUGGCGGUGCAGCAGUACAUAGACACGGCCCAGAAGAGACUGGAGGAGGAGCAGAGGAAUAAAAUGAAGGAGAGAGAAUAUUCCAACAUCAAAUAUCCCCAGAUGACCAACUCGAGGUCCAAACACAGCGUGGCCUCCUCACGGUCCUCUUCUGUAAUGACAAACGAUGAUUCUUCAAGUGUUUAUGAGAAUAUAAACUUUAAAACUCCUCAGACGUCUUUUAGCAGCAACACCAGGAGGUAAAAGUGUCACUGUGGACGUCUGCCUCGCUCUUCUCUGCCUCGCUCUUUCAGCAGAGGUGCAUGUGAAACUCCCUUUGAGGGAUGGGGGGAGUGUGGAGCUCUGAACUACACUCCACGUCAGUGGACCCCAGCUUGGCCCGAAGGUGGUGAACUGCCCCCCCUCCUCC
Molecule: messenger RNA, 1957 nt
Organism: Nematolebias whitei (Rio pearlfish)
Lineage: Eukaryota; Metazoa; Chordata; Actinopteri; Cyprinodontiformes; Rivulidae
Gene: ptpn11b
Product: protein tyrosine phosphatase non-receptor type 11b
Exons: 16
Coding region: 4-1791 (595 amino acids)
Biological process (GO): protein dephosphorylation
Molecular function (GO): protein tyrosine phosphatase activity
Source: RefSeq, a predicted model, not a curated record